AGAUGGAUCCGAGUAGUCCGAUGUUUCAACACAUGGUUCAGCAACAGCAGCAAAGCCAACAAAGGAUGAUGGAAUUGCACGAAAGAAACGAUAGAGAGAAGUUGGCAAGAAAAACUGAAAAAGAGCGUGAAGAGGAGAGGAGAAAACAAGAAGAUGACAAAAUACUGCAAUUGGAAAAGAAAUUGGAAGAAUUCCAAGAAAAUGCGAGAUUCAUCGGAGAUCUUGCUUCCAAUUUUCAAACAAAGUAUCAAGACGCUCUAAAUGGCCGGAUAUACACACUAGUUAGAGGUUUGCAGGAUCUAGAUAGAAUGAAAGGAACUUUUAGUGAUAAGAAGGUUCCAUUGGAUCUUUUACCAUAUCUUGAUGAUGGAAAAAAUCCAUGUCUGUAUUCGAAACAUUGUAUGGAGAAAACCUUGGAAAAGAAUAAAGCGGUGAAUGGCAAGAUUGAGAUUUACAAGAAAUUCCGUGCCCAUUUGAUGAAAGAAUUCAGUGAAGAAAUGCCUGAUCUCGUUAUGUACUACAGAAGCAUCAGAGAAGAUCUCGAUUUAUCAUAACAUGCUCAUUUUUUAUAUUUUUUAAAUCUCGGGUAUUAUUUAUCAAUUGAAUAUAUAUUUUUCUUGAAC
This is a messenger RNA of Caenorhabditis elegans, 623 nucleotides long. It is a transcript of the gene mdt-10, whose product is annotated as Mediator of RNA polymerase II transcription subunit 10. Gene Ontology annotation, cellular component: mediator complex; nucleus. Lineage: Eukaryota; Metazoa; Nematoda; Chromadorea; Rhabditida; Rhabditidae. Gene Ontology annotation, biological process: regulation of transcription by RNA polymerase II. The record is from RefSeq and is marked reviewed. The transcript has 4 exons. Bases 3 to 554 code for a protein of 183 amino acids. Gene Ontology annotation, molecular function: transcription coregulator activity.